AUGAGUUUAGAUAGAGGGUGGAUGUAUAGGCGAUAUGCUCAAGGUAGUCUAACAGGAGAGUUCAUGGAUGGAUUGGAAGUAUUUAUCCAUUAUGCACUUUCUCGACCGGACUUAAUGAUUGGAAAUAAGAUCAAAUGCCCAUGCACGAAAUGUAAGAACAAAAAAUUUGAUACUCCAAUGACUGUUAGGGUUCACUUGGCAAAGAAUGGUUUUAUCCCUAGAUACCAUAUAUGGACGAUGCAUGGUGAAGCGUUAGUGCAAGUCCCUGAUGUUGCUAGGCGUAUUGUAACCAUUGAGGAAGAUAGAGAAGUUAAUCGUUAUGAGACGAUGGUGAUGGAUGUAGCGACAGCUCAAUUUCACAAUGUCGAUGAUCUAAUUGAAGAAUCUCCAAACCCAACAGCCCAACAUUUGUAUGAUAUGUUAAAGGCGGCUGAUAGAGAGUUGUGGCCUGGCUGUAAAACCCAUACCCAAUUAUCUCUUGUAGCUCGAUUGAUGAGUUUAAAAUCUGAUAAUAAUAUGUCUGAGCGAUGUUUUGAUCAGAUUUUGGAGUUGAUUAAAGAAAUAGUUCCCGAUAAUAAUUUGGUGACUGGAGAUUUCUACAGUGCAAAGAAAUUGCUUCGUGGGAUGGGUUUGCCAGUUGAGAAGAUUGAUUGUUGUCGUAAUAAUUGUAUGCUUUUUUGGGGGGAUGAUGAAAGCUUGAACGAGUGUAAGUUUUGCGAUGCAAACCGUUACAAAGAAUCUUCUGGUCCCAGUGGUAGUCGUCAACGACGCCUAGUUGCAGUAAGUCAGAUGCAUUACUUUCCCAUCACUCCAAGAUUGCAAAGGUUAUAUGCAUCUAAAGCAACAGCAGCUGAUAUGCGAUGGCAUGCUACAUUAGUUAAUGAUGGUGUGAUGAGACACCCUGCAGACUCACCUGCAUGGAAACAUUUUGACAACACAUUUCCUGAUUUUGCGGCUGAGGUCAGAAAUGUGAGAUUGGGGCUUUGUACUGACGGAUUCUCGCCAUUCAACAAUUUUGGAAAGCAAUAUUCCUCAUGGCCAAUCCUACUUACUCCAUACAAUCUUCCUCCUUGGAUGUGCAUGAGAGAACAACACAUAUUUCUCACUGCUGUCGUCCCUGGGCCACACAAUCCAAAGGAUAUGAUUGAUGUUUUUCUUCAACCGUUGAUUGCUGAGUUAUCUCAUCUUUGGGAAGUGGGUGUCCAAGCGUAUGACAUAUCAUUGAAGAAUAAUUUCCAAAUGCGUGCUGCACUUUUGUGGACAAUUAGUGACUUUCCCGCUUAUUCUAUGCUUUCUGGUUGGAGUACAGCUGGUAGAUUGGCAUGUCCACGUUGUUGUGAUGAUACAGAUUCUUUUCGAUUACCUUUGAGUGGUAAACAAUCCUGGUUUGACUGUCAUAGGAGGUUCUUACCCACUGAUCAUCCUUUUCGACGCAACAAAUAUGCGUUUAUAAAAAAUGCUCAAGUAAGAAAAGGUCCUCCACAAACAAAAAAUGGGUACCAGUUGUUGGCUGAGAUUGAGGGAUUGGGGAUUAAAAAAGUAACAGAAUUGACAGUUGAAGAGACUCGAUUACGGAUAUCUAAACGACAAAGAACUUAUGAAUCAGGUUGGAGGAAAAAAAGUAUAUUCUGGGAUUUGCCAUAUUGGAGUUCGUUGCUUAUACGUCAUAAUCUUGAUGUUAUGCAUAUAGAAAAGAACGUCUUUGAUAAUUUGUUCAACACCAUUAUGAACACUAAAGGCAAAACAAAGGAUACGGCCAAAUCUCGCGAAGAAUUGAAUAGGUUUUGUCGCAGACCUGAGUUAGAAGCCAAUGAACAAACAGGAAAGUACCCUAAAGCAUGUUAUAUGCUUGAUAAUGAUGAGAAAAGAAUCUUACUUAAGUGGAUUGAAGGGCUUAGAUUUCCUGAUGGCUAUGUAUCCUCGUUGGGUAGAUGUGUCAACUUGAGUACACUUCAAAUGUUUGGUAUGAAGAGUCACGAUUGUCACGUGAUGAUGCAACGAGUAUUGCCGGUCGCACUAAAAGAUCUUCUACCAUUCAAUGUGUGGAAAACAAUUACAGAUCUUUGUCUCUUUUUCAAAGAUUUGACUUCACCAAACAUUCAAGUUGACAAUCUUCUUCAGAUGCAAAAAAAUAUUCCUGUCAUUCUCUAUAAGUUGGAAAGAAUCUUCCCUCCUAGUUUCUUCGACUCUAUGGAGCAUCUUCCAAUACACUUGGCCGAUGAGGCUAUGAUGGCAGGCCCUGUACAGUAUAGAUGGAUGUAUCCAUUUGAGAGGUACUUGGGAAAGUUGAAGAAAACAGUUAAAAACAAAGCCAAAGUUGAAGGAUCAAUUACAAAUGCUUAUCUUGUGGAAGAGGCUACAGCAUUCUGUUGUUAUUACUUUGAAGAUCAUGUUAAGACAAAGCAACGGAAUGUACCUCGAAACUUUGAAGGUAGUGGUGUUGAUGUGAUCCCUGACAUGUUGUCUGUCUUCAAGUAUGUUGGGAGACCAUUUGGAAAGAUGACAACUAGAUUUCUAGAACCUAAAGAGCACGACGCCGCCCAUUUGUACGUGCUAAACAAUUGCACAGAAGUUACAGAAACCUACACAGGGUUGUUUGAGGAUGAAAUGCGGGCCAAAUUUCGUGAUAUUUCAUCCAAUGAACUUCAACAGAAACUUGAGAAAGAAUUUCCCACAUGGUUCAAAGCAUAUGGUUCAGUGUUGAACGGUGUCCAGUUAGAUUUCUAUAGUCGUUUGUUAGAGGUUGUUGUCCUAGAGUAUCCUGGGCUACCAAUAAAAACAACCACAUUAUUCAAAUGUGAGUGGUUUGACCCUCAAACUCCAACUGGAACCGACAUUGAUCGUGACUUCAAUCUGGUUUCGGUGCACAAGAAUCGUCGUUAUUCCAAAUACGAACCAUUUAUCCUCGCCAAUCAAGCUGCACAAGUUUAUUAUUGCUUGUAUCCAAGUAAAAAUAACAACAGAAGCAAUUGGUUGGCCGCUUGUAAAGUGAAAGCAAGGCCAGUUGUUGAAGUUUCCACAACUGAACUUCCAACAACGUCUUUGCCUUUUCAAGAGGAAGUCGUAGGCAGAAUAUCUCUUACGAAUAUAGAUGACAUUUCAACAAUGGUUCAUCCACAUGGAGGCGAGGUGGACAUAGAUCAUGAUGAUGAUGAUGAUGAAGAUGAUGAAGACCUUAUUUUACAAUCCCCCGAGUCUUCUAACACUGAAUCAGAUUGA
Molecule: messenger RNA, 3219 nt
Organism: Salvia miltiorrhiza (redroot sage)
Lineage: Eukaryota; Viridiplantae; Streptophyta; Magnoliopsida; Lamiales; Lamiaceae
Exons: 3
Coding region: 1-3219 (1072 amino acids)
Source: RefSeq, a predicted model, not a curated record